This is a messenger RNA of Periophthalmus magnuspinnatus, 1212 nucleotides long. It is a transcript of the gene polb, whose product is annotated as polymerase (DNA directed), beta. Gene Ontology annotation, biological process: double-strand break repair via nonhomologous end joining. Gene Ontology annotation, molecular function: DNA binding; DNA-directed DNA polymerase activity. The record is from RefSeq and is a predicted model, not a curated record. Gene Ontology annotation, cellular component: nucleus. NCBI's taxonomy places the organism in Eukaryota, Metazoa, Chordata, Actinopteri, Gobiiformes, Gobiidae.
CUAGCUAGGCUAGUAGCUAUUUCGGGUAUAAAUAUAUUUGUUGAAGUAUUUCUUCAUAUAUAGAUAAACGGGGGCAUAUUCUAACAUAAAACAUAAACAUGAGUAAGAGGAAGGCGCCCCAAGAAUCCCUAAAUGAAGGAAUCACAGACUUUCUUGUUGAACUUGCCAACUACGAGAAGAACGUAAACAGGGCAAUUCACAAAUACAAUGCAUACAGGAAAGCAGCAUCAACUAUUGCAAAAUACCCAACAAAAAUCAAAAGUGGAGAAGAGGCAAAAAAAAUUGGUAUGUAUUGUUCACAAAUUGACGGCGUGGGGGCUAAAAUCGCAGAGAAGAUCGACGAAUUCCUUCAAACUGGCAAACUAAGGAAAUUGGAAAAGAUUCGUAGUGAUGAUACCAGUUCUUCUAUUAAUUUUCUAACUAGAGUCACUGGAAUUGGCCCUGCUGCUGCAAGAAAGUUUUAUGAGGAAGGCGUGAAAACCUUGGAAGAUUUGAAAAAAAUUGAGCACAAGUUAAAUCACCACCAGCAAAUUGGAUUAAGAUAUUUUGAAGAAUUUGAGAAAAGAAUUCCAAGAGUUGAAAUGGAAAAGAUGGAGAAACUAAUUCUUGGAGAACUGCUUAAAAUUGAUGAGGAAUACAUUGGGACGAUUUGUGGAAGCUACAGGAGGGGAGCAGCUUCAAGUGGUGAUAUAGAUAUCUUGUUGACACACCCAAAUUACACAUCUGAGACUGAGAAACAAUUGCUCCAUGCUGUGGUGGACCAUCUGGAGUCCAUUGGUUUUGUGACAGACACACUCUCCAAAGGAGAUACAAAGUUCAUGGGAGUCUGCCAACUUGAGCAGAGUGAUGAAGAUGACGAAGAAUAUCUGCAUAGACGUAUUGAUAUUAGGUUAAUCCCAAAGGAUCAGUACUAUUGUGGAGUGCUGUAUUUCACGGGAAGCGACAUAUUUAAUAAAAAUAUGAGAGCCCAUGCUUUGGAGAAGGGCUUUACUCUAAAUGAGUACACUAUACGCCCACUCGGGGUUACUGGUGUGGCAGGAGAGCCUCUGAUGGUGGAUAGCGAGAGAGACAUCUUUGAAUACAUCCACUAUAAAUACAGAGAACCAAAGGAUCGCAGCGAGUGAAGCUACAGGGAUAUGAACAUCUGUGUGCCUCUGCUAGUAUUUAUUUCAAUAGUCCAAUAAUAAAUGGUUAUGUCACAAUAUGAGUUUU